This is a messenger RNA of Amoebophrya sp. A120, 2870 nucleotides long. NCBI's taxonomy places the organism in Eukaryota, Dinophyceae, Syndiniales, Amoebophryaceae. The record is from the annotation of a GenBank genome assembly.
GAUUACGUGAACUUGACGAUCAAGCAAGAGUGCAACCUCGCGAUCACGUGGCGUACCUGGCCCAUUCUGGACGAAGAAAAGAUUUCUAGGUUUGAAACAAAAAGUGGGAACCCCCGGGACACAACUGCACCAGAAAUCAGUAUACCGAAGCACGUUGUCGCACUGUCUUCGUUCUUGACACGAGUUUUCUGCGCUGUCUACCGCUGCGGACGCUUCGUUUUCAUAAAGAUGAAGAAGGUAGUCAAGUGUGUGGCGCGAUAUGUUUUUGCGUUGAAGAAGAGGAAGCAAGGAAGUAGAGCAGGACGGGACCACGGAGCGGGAGAUCUUCAAGCUGCGGGCAACAAGAGAACGGCUGUGUCGGGAAGUUCUGACUCCGAAAAAGAAAGUUUACUACAAAUCAGCGGUAAAAAGGUGGACGACGUCGACGCGACGACAGGGAAACAAGGCACGCGCGAUGCUGCUCCCUUCUUCUACGUGCACGGGCAAGAUACAAAUAACCUCAAGUUUUUGAACAUGGCGAUGCUCGGGUAUGGGCUUUGCGCCGCUCUCACGGCCGGCGGUUUUUUUGGAUCUCUCUUGCGAACGACCGCGGUCGUGAGCGAUGGACUGUCUGGAGCUCCUCCGGCGAACAAUUUAAUCUUUCACAGUGGAGCCCGACGAGAAUAUGCUCGGGAUUACGCGCCGCCGCAACCGGUUUUCUUGCACGCGGGAUGGGCACAAAAUGUGCCUGGCCAACAAACCGCCCAUACCGGUGCGAACUACGUUGCUCCGCAUGGUCCCCCCGCUGCACAGCAUCAUCAAGUGCACCCCGAUCGUGUGAUUGGUGAUCCCCGUGAGCUAGAGCCGCUGCGAGACCGCGUUUCGCUCCACAAUAACGCCCUUGAUUCUGGCAACGGCAACCUUCAGCAGCAGCAGCAGCAGCGGAAUAUUUUUAUGCCUCCACGAGACCAACCGCACGGCCAAUUGCCUCCCAACGAUCAUCAACCUCUCUUCCACCAUUGGCACCACUCUCCGCUUGCGGUGAUGCAGAAGAUUCUCACCUGCAGCUUUCUGUUUCUAUGUCUGGUCUUUUUUGCCACGCUAGUCUAUAAGGCGUACAAGCUGCUGCGCGCUCUGAAGCGGUUCGACAAGGUGAAUCAGCGAACGGAGGGGAAAGUUGAUAGCUCGAAAAAUAGCCGGAAAGGACGACACGAGACUGUCCGCGUGGCCACCAGAAUUGUCGACGGCAGCACUGCUCUGGCGCUUGGAGCCGAUCUAUUCCGUGAGGGGUGCGAGAAAAAUGUCAGUAGCACAGCAGCAUCGACUCUUCACGACCCCCCACCAGACGAAAUAAUCUGGACGACGGCCCAGUUCCGCGAGUUACACCAGCGAGAAUUGCUGGUACCGCUGAAGGACUACCUCAGGCAGGAGAACGACCGGAUUCUCGAGUCGUACGACAUGUUCAAGGGCUUGAAUUUGCAGAAAUCUGCAACUUCCCCGCACGGGCGUCAAGUCGCUGGUAAGAUUGCUGAAACUGCUGCAAUUUCGGACGGUGAAAACGCUUCCGCGGGGUCCCGGAAAAAGUAUCUGCGGCGACAACGCGACAACUCGGUCUCCACAACGUCGUCCUCCUUGGGCGCCAAGCUACGGUUACAGGCAAAGGUACAGCUUUUGUUAGACGGCGUUCCGUGUUGUUUUUCACUGAUUUUUUGUCCGCACGGUAAUGAAGUUGCGCGCUUCCGUUUCAAAUAAGUAGAUGUAUUUUGGCAUUGGCUCCUCGGUUGGAUGCAAAAUAACGAAAUUUGGCGAAUAAGGUGAGUGCUUGAUCUUUUGUUUAUAAGAGAAAUACUUUAUUUACUUAACCUCCCGAACGCAGAUGGCGAAAGCCGAAGCACAAGGGCGAACGGAGCAGCACGCUAACAGAGAGGAUGCCAAAUCGUUCGAUCGCGAUGCAGUUCCCAGUACUACUGUUUCUACGAAACUGGAUCAAAGUUGCUCUUCUAUCAGCACAGGCAACAAGGAGCAGUUGGUUUGCAGUUUUGUGGAUUUGCGAAACGUCGUGGACAAAAAAAGCAAAAAAUCCGGAAAGGAGCAGCACGAAGCUCACAGACGGGGCGGAAACGCAAAGGACGCGUUGAUGUCUACUGGAGUCGCCGGACCGGCGAGGAGAAAUACCAUCGAGCGCAGUAGCAGAAAUAUCGAAGGAGUUGACACAAGCAAGAAAAGCGGUAGUUUAUUUCAGGCCGACACUUCUUCGGUAAGGACAAGAAGGGACCAUGAAACUACUCGCAAAACUACGCCACCAAAGUUGCUCAAGUCGCGGUCUCCCCUCGCCGGUGCGGACGGAGCAAAAAGCAAAUCAAAGAUCUCGACCGCCCCGAAGCCUCCACAUCUCCUCAAAAGCUUUGCCCGCGGUGCGAAGCGGCUCCUGGAGCGUAGUUUAUCGCGCAAUACAAGCACGUCCUCAGCGAAGUCUCGCACCAACGCAGCUCGCCGAGAAGUGAAAAGAUGGCUUGGGUGAAAGGACUAUCGCAGCCGAGCGCGCCUAUAAUUCUCUUGAACACAUAAGGAAAACGAAAGGAACCGUCAGUACACAUCUAACGAAGUACCUCUGUUUCUUAGUUCCUUGUCAGCAGGAGCAUGAAUUGAAGCAAAAAUAGAAGAUCUUCACGCAUGGAAAUUGCAAAGAUUUUAUUGUUUUGAAUGAGAAAGUGGAACUGCAAUCUCGGACACAUUGAUUGCAGAAGCGAGCGGAUGCAUCGCGUGUGAAACUGCUCUGCAACGUUUCUUUGCUUAGAUCCUCUUUGACGUUUUGCGCAGUUUUUGUGCCUAUUCGGUUCGUCGACGCGCUGGAACACAAUUGGUUCAUGCCAGCGUGAGCCGCACGUAAU